UGAAAGAUGAAGUGGCGCUCUUUUCGUUUGGGCUCAGUGUUUGAUUCUGAAUCCGACUAGGGUUUCCCAGAAAUAUAAGCAAAACCUUCUUUUUCUUUUCUGUGCUGCAGGCUUCAAAUUCCCAGUUGCAUAGACUUUGGGUGUAAGGUGAUCUUAACAAUACAAACAGAAACCAAGUAGAAUGGAAAACGAGCGUAAGUUAUUGGCAACUGCAUGUUCUCAAGAUCAAGGAGUGUGUCAUGAUACUAUAAGAGAUAGAUUCAGUACUCUUCCGGAUGAAAUUGCUCAUCAUAUACUCUCAAUGGUGGAUUUAAGAGAUCUCACUCGCGUAGGUGCCUUGUCAAAGGGAUGCUAUGAGUUUUAUCUCUCAACUCCAUCAUUCUGCUUUGACGCGCAUUUUGGUAACAUGCAGCGCAAAUCAAACAAGAUGAAUUGUUUCGAUCAGUUCUUGCGUCGUCGUGGGAAUAAUAAGAUACAUCAUUUUGGUAUUGAUUUGAGUUUACCGGCAAGCCUCUCCUGCAAGGUAUUCCAAGUCAUGACGUGGAUUGAUAAUGCAGCAAGGUGCAGUGUUGAAGUGCUUAAUCUUCAGUUGACUAUGAAUUCCAAGGGGAAUAUGGUAGGAUUGCCGUCUUCCAUAUUUCGUUGUGGAUCUUUGAGGUCACUAAUGGUGAAAAUGGAGGAGAUUUUCAAAGUUCCAUCCUUUCCUUGUCCCAAUAAUCUCCAACACUUGAACUUGAGCUACGUUAGAAUAGAUGAGGGGUUUUCCAAAUGGAUCUCAAGUUCCUGCAAAUGCAUUAAGGAAAUAAAGCUCUUAAUGGUUAGCACGGAUAAUUUAACCAUUGAGAACUCAUCUUUGGAAUCAUUUACUUUUGUGGCCUGUUCCGACCUCUGCUGUCUUAACAUCUCAGGUGAGAAACUUGAAAUUAUACAUAUAAAGUGGAAAUUCUUUAACCCAGGCAGCAGAUCAUUACAUAUUUGUGCUCCAAAUCUAAAAUAUUUGAAGUGGGUUGGGGAUUUGGUGAGUCAUCCAAAACUGGAGAAAUUAUUAUGUUUAGAAAAGGCUGAGAUUUUUCUGGAGGCCAAGUCAAUCUGUGUCUGUGACUUUCACAACGCAUUCGAGUUCCUUUGCAGUAUUUGCAGGGCUAAAGCACUUAUUCUAAGUGACAAGACCAUUAAGGCUUUGUUCAGGGAAGGUUCAAUGGCUGCACCUAUCUUUGAUACUUCUUACUUGCGUAUAAAUAUUGCGAACCUGAAUAACGCUCUAGUCCCACCAAUGGUCUCUCUUAUGAGAGGAAUGUCAAAUUUGAAUACUUUGGACAUAAAGUCUGACCCUUCCUUAUUCUUCCUCGAACCGAAAGCAUGCGGAUUUAAUGGGAAAUACUGGAAAUCCCAAAACCUGGAUUUUGUAAACCAGCUUAAGGAGGUAACAAUAGAACUUUCAAAUGGUAACAAUGCAUGGCAAUUGGCAAGGUUUAUUCUCGAGCAUGCUCAGAAUUUGAAGAAGAUGACCAUAUUUUAUUUACCCAGAAAAUUACAUGUUAUUGAUAAGGUAAGUAACAGCAAGAAGGUCUCCUCUGCCACAAUUGACUUUCAUGAGAAACAAUGGACAUAAAGCAAAGAAGGUUUAGUUUCUCAAAGAAUCUAUCGAUGUUUUGAAAUUCAGUUGGAUGUUGAUAUAGAGGGCAUUUUGUUUGAAAGAAUCAAAAUCUUGAAUGCUUCUUUCUAAUGUUGCUGUA
Rosa chinensis is the source of this 1736-nucleotide messenger RNA. RefSeq names its product F-box/FBD/LRR-repeat protein At5g22660. The coding region runs from base 182 to 1612 and encodes 476 amino acids. The record is from RefSeq and is a predicted model, not a curated record. Lineage: Eukaryota; Viridiplantae; Streptophyta; Magnoliopsida; Rosales; Rosaceae. The transcript has 4 exons. Gene Ontology annotation, molecular function: protein binding.